Molecule: messenger RNA, 576 nt
Organism: Contarinia nasturtii (swede midge)
Lineage: Eukaryota; Metazoa; Arthropoda; Insecta; Diptera; Cecidomyiidae
Exons: 4
Coding region: 60-566 (168 amino acids)
Biological process (GO): sensory perception of smell
Molecular function (GO): odorant binding
Source: RefSeq, a predicted model, not a curated record
UUUGAAUCAGUUAGCUACAAAUUGUUUGAUCGUUUAAAGCUUGUGCAGUUCUUUUUAAAAUGAAGUUUUUAGUGGCAUUUUGUGUGUUUGGCGUCGUUGUCUGUGCUAAUGCUCAGAUCUUUGGUCGUGGCGAACCACAACGUGGACAUGGACACAUGCCGCAUCAAAAUUCGGAUCAAGAGAGAAGAGCCCAAGAAAUGGUUGGCAGAUGUCAACGCAAAGAAUUAGCGACUGAAAGUGAUAUGUCCGAGUUUUCGCAACAGAAAAAGCCAACGACAAAAACCGGAAAAUGCUUGCACGCUUGUCUCAUGGAAACAGUUGGAUUGGUUUCCAAUGGAAAGCUAUCGGUAGAAAAAUCGGUUGAGUUUAUGAGCCGCAUGGCACAUGGAAAUAAUGAAUUAGUUAAAAUUGUUAGAGAAAUUUCGGAAAAUUGUGAAACCAUUACUGAUCCAGAUCGCUGUGAGCUGGCAUUCAAAAUUAUGGAGUGCACAGAAGAGGGAAUCCAAAAGCGACAAGACGAAAUGCGAAAAUUUAUGCCAAGACAACAACAAGAAUUUAACCAUUGAUUUUACCUUU